Molecule: messenger RNA, 2785 nt
Organism: Monosiga brevicollis MX1
Lineage: Eukaryota; Choanoflagellata; Craspedida; Salpingoecidae
Exons: 11
Coding region: 213-2711 (832 amino acids)
Biological process (GO): protein phosphorylation
Molecular function (GO): protein binding; ATP binding; protein kinase activity
Source: RefSeq, a predicted model, not a curated record
GGGGUUUUCUGCAGGCAGGAGUGACGGAGAGCUGGGUGAUCGCAGCCACUGGGGUGAUCGCAGCCACUGGGGUGAUUGCAGCCUCUGGGGAAAUCGGUGGAUGAAUGGCCGGGAACUGCACUCUCAAGGCGGAGGCUCACGGAUUUACGGAGCUGCCACUCAGAUCGUUCUUGUUGUAAGCAGGGAACCCUACGCUUGGCCGACGUGCCAUCAUGGGUUGCAGGCAUGUUGCUGGCUGCUUCUUGCUCUUGGCUUUAACGGCUGGCCUGACCAGCGGCAUGGAAUCUCCCUGCCCUGAUGAUACGAGCGUUUUGGAUGUCUAUAAUCGCUGGAGCCAGUCGUCCUAUGCCGUCAACGGACCGCAAGGACGCGUCAACGUCAUGCUGCAACUCAAUCGAAACGGCAAGGGUGUUGUUUUUGGCGGCCUCAUGGAGCCAAGCGAUUACUUUACGGAUGCAACGUCCCCAAAAGAUGCAUGGCACAUUGACUUUAGCAACAACCGCUGGACUCCCAUCGCCAUCCUCGAGGAUCUUAUCCGCUACUCUUAUGCCACAGCCUUUGCUGACCAUGAAGAAAACGACUUGCUCUUCUUCUUUGGAUGCGCCAACGGCACAUCGCCCGUUUGUUUCAACGACACAUUGAUUUACGAUGCGGCUGACCACAUCAUCGCUCCCUAUCAAACUGACGCGGAAAACAGUGAGAUUCCCGUUUCACGCUCAGAUAGUGCGGUGCAGUUGAUAUAUGAUAGCGAGCCUUUGAACCGCAGCUGCCAUCUCGUUUUUGGCGGUGCCAGUCUGGUCAGUGCCAUGAAGGACACCUGGCUCUUUUCCAAUGGUGCUUGGACCUCGGUGUCCUGCACGACGGACUGCCCCCCGGCUCGGGCAGGUGCUUACCUCAUGAGCGAUCGAAAGCACCCGGGCCAAGUCAUAAUGACGAGCGGUACUGAUUGGGAAACUACCUAUUAUGAUGAUGUCUGGCGCUUUGAUCUCAAUUUGUCAGCCCCCUACUGUUCUGACGGCCAAUGGACCCGCAUCGGAAACGCGACUGCCAUUGGGUACAGCGCCUCGGACCUUCCACAAUACACCACCGGUCCAUUUCAGAACAAGAUGGCCUUUUGGAAAUAUGGAGUCACACCCCUUGGGUCACGCUCCUUGCAGUAUCUGUCCAUACCAGAUGAGGCUUGGCAAAAAAACUCGACCAACGUCACGGGCAUGCUCUGGCGAGAGAUUCCCGUCAAAGAUCUCAGCGACAAGCCUAAUCCCCGACAGUGGUCCACCAUCGCCUACAAUCCCGCCACCAUGAGCAUCAUUCUUUGGUCCGGCUAUACCGGCGUGGUGACUGAGAAUGACUUGUGGCAAUUUGACAUCAGUGUUGGAUACUGGCGCCAACUCAACUAUAACUACAACGGCCUCGAGUCUUCCAUUGAGGUGGCCUCGGCCUCUUAUUUUCCCGACGGUUACCUUUUUGGCGGAGCCAAUGUCUUUGGCACAUUGAGCCAUAAAGUCACAGCUCGAGCCAGUCAUUUAGCUGUGACCCUACCUACUUCCAAGCCUGCCAACACGACCUUCUGCCCUGAUUUGGAUAUCUUUGACGAGAUCGGCAUGCUUUUUGUAUAUGGAGGAUUCAGUACGCGCCUGACUGUGGCCUGGGACUUUUGGUCCGAGUUUGUCACGGAUUCGUUUGGUUACUACUACAGCUCGGCAAAUCCUGAAGUUGGCUGCUGGCGUGAAGAAGUCACGACCGGCGCCAUGCCGACCGUAUUUGCCACUGGCGCAUGCAAGUCUCAUACUUGCAUCGCUUGCCCCAACGGCACAACGACGGCGGACGUCGGAGCUUCAGCACUCGCCAAUUGCUCCGUGUGCGUGACCAACGACUGCCGUCAUGGCAGUUGCUUGGUAAACAGUGACAUGAAGACUGUGUGUCACUGCACUUCUGGCUACUAUGGCGACCGCUGCACAAUCAGCAUUGCUUGGGUAUCUGCUGCCAUAGCCAUUGGCGUUGUCGUGUUUGCGUCUAGCUGCUGUGGACUGGUUAUCUGUGUGCGUCGCUACCAUGUCGAAAAUCGUCGCCAGUAUUCGCUUCUCGAGGAGACCAAGGAAGAAGUGGUUCGCCUCAAAAAGAUUUGGGAAAUUCCGUUCGGCGAGCUUGAAUUUGAGCGUCGUAUCGAUAACGAGUCAAAAGGCGCUUUUGGCGAGGUCUGGCUGUGUCAGUGGCAAGAUCGCUCAACAGCUGUGAAGCGUCUGCAACGACAUGCCUUUGAAUAUGACGAACAAGCCGUGCAGGACUUUGAUAAGGAGAUGACCGUGCUCCGUGAGCUUCGGCAUCGCAACAUUACGGAGGGGACGCUUUUAUGGUCAGCACCCGAGGUGCUGGAAGGCAAUCGGGUGACCAUGGCGGCAGACGUUUACAGUGGUGGCGUGAUUGGCUUGGAACUGCUGACUCGUCGCGAGCCAGUGGAUCAUCUUGCCAAGGCAUCACCCUGGGCGACGCGUGAUGCCAUUUUGGCUGGCGAUGUCAUGCGGUUUGAGCUGACGCCCGGCAGUGAAACCGAUUCCUUUGGGUCACGCUUUGCCGCCGACAUGUGGACACACCCAGAGGAGGCACAGGAUUUUGUUGCACUGUGCCGCAGUUGCAUGGCAGCGGCUGAUGAGCGUCCCACCUACGAGAGCGUGGCGCAAGUACUGGUCAAGCUUGCCACCCUGGCCAACUAAGAAGCAACAGUUCUUGUCUUUGAAGUGGGCCGUUGAUGGCAAGCUUGCAAUCCUUGUCAAUCCACCCUCUUGAU